Messenger RNA from Castor canadensis (American beaver), 862 nucleotides. NCBI's taxonomy places the organism in Eukaryota, Metazoa, Chordata, Mammalia, Rodentia, Castoridae. The record is from RefSeq and is a predicted model, not a curated record.
GUCCCGAGUCCCACUGCCCUGCACUUUCCUGUUGGCCUCCAACUGCCCCGCCAGUUCCGGGGAGGAUCCUGGGCCAGCGCUGUCCCCCGCCCCCUUCAUAAAGGCCGGGCCUGCGACAGCGCACAGCUGCCUGCCCAGAGGACACCGCGCCACCCUGUGUCCCACGCCCUACUUCCCGGCUUCUGCCUGCCAGCGCCGGGACCAUGGCGGUGUCCCGCCGCCCAGUCGCCCUAGCCCUGUGCGUCUUCCUGAGUCUGUGCAGAGCUGGAGCCCAGCAUGGCCCUGCAUGUGCUAAGUGGUGUCCUCCGAACUCUGUAUGUGUCAGUGGCACCGCCUGUCGCUGCAAGCUGGGAUUCAGUCCACCUGAUAAGCUCAUCACCAGUCCCACGGGGACCUGUGACGACAUCAACGAGUGUGCUGCACCCCUGAAAGUGUCUUGUGGCAAGUUUGCGGACUGUGAGAACACGGAGGGGAGCUACUACUGCACCUGCAGCCCGGGAUAUGAGCUCGAGUCCGGGGGAAAGAAUUUCAGCAACGAGAGUGAGAACACGUGUCGAGGUGAGAGUCCCCUCUCCCCCCACCUCCCUUGUCACCAGCAGACAGGUCCCCUGUCACGCUGCCAAAGUGGAGGGGGCGCCAGGGCCCCAACCUCGCAGCUGUGUGCAUGGCGCUGGCUAGAAUGAUUCCCCGGAAAACACUGUUCAGGCAGGUGUGGUGGGGCACACCUGUAAUCCCAGCACCUAGGAGGCAGAGGCAGAAGCAUGUGGAGUUCGAGGCCAGCCUGGGGAGGAUGGGAGGUGUAGCUCAAGUGUCAGAGCACUUGCCUAGCAGACUAGGACUCAACUCCCAGUACUGAGAAGAA